Molecule: messenger RNA, 222 nt
Organism: Gregarina niphandrodes
Lineage: Eukaryota; Apicomplexa; Conoidasida; Eugregarinorida; Gregarinidae
Exons: 2
Coding region: 1-222 (73 amino acids)
Source: RefSeq, a predicted model, not a curated record
AUGGAACGGAGGAAGGAAGAAUGGGGUAUGAUCAUCGCAUUGAUUGAAGCGCUAGUCGAUACGCGAGAGAUUGAAGUGGAAAGCGUGAAUAAGGCUCUACAAGAAAUCCAGGACCGCAUUAUUGACAUUCGUUUGGACAACCCAUUUGUUGACCAGGCGUUGGCAGAAUUCUUCUACCCACAGUUGUCUUUGAUUGCAAAAGUUGACAACAGAUCUACCUAA